Molecule: messenger RNA, 375 nt
Organism: Symbiodinium sp. CCMP2592
Lineage: Eukaryota; Dinophyceae; Suessiales; Symbiodiniaceae
Source: the annotation of a GenBank genome assembly
AUGGACUACAUCAACCGCCUGGACAACUACGACGGCCCCGAGAUAGCAAAGAUCGCCCUCGGCGAUCCUUAUGGCCUGUACGAGGAGGCCUUCAUCAUCUACAAGAAGUGCGGCCAGAAUGCUGAAGCAAUGGAUGUCCUCCUGGAGAACAUCAGCUCGCUGGAGCGUGCGCAGGAGUUCGCAGCACGCAUCAACGACAAGACGGUGUGGUACAAGCUCGGCAAGGCCCAGCUGGAGAACGGCAGCGUGCCCGAGGCAGUGGAUUCUUACCUCAAGGCCGAGGAUGCUACGGAUUACUUGGAGGUGAUCCAGGCCCGGGUGGGGCUUCGGAGCAGUUCGGCAGUAACAGGUGGUGCUUCAUUCGCGAUCCGGUGA